Molecule: messenger RNA, 1515 nt
Organism: Polyodon spathula (Mississippi paddlefish)
Lineage: Eukaryota; Metazoa; Chordata; Actinopteri; Acipenseriformes; Polyodontidae
Gene: sfxn4
Product: sideroflexin 4
Exons: 15
Coding region: 341-1204 (287 amino acids)
Biological process (GO): monoatomic ion transport; mitochondrial transmembrane transport
Cellular component (GO): mitochondrial inner membrane
Molecular function (GO): monoatomic ion transmembrane transporter activity
Source: RefSeq, a predicted model, not a curated record
CACAAGUAUUUCAGGAUGCCAUUUUUAAAAGUCUACGUACGCAAAAACAAUACGGCAUGUUUCACUAUUGUUGCAAUUUAUGAAAUACAAGCAGUGAGUGUAGAUGCACGUGGUGAAGUGUUUUGCUAGUCAAGUCUUUCUUUCAGAGACUUUUUCACUGGGUGGAUAUUUUGGACCCAUCGUCCCUCCUUGCAUCAGAUUGCUUCUUUAACCUGUGCUGCACACCACCAGUCUGUUAGAGGACGGGAUUGCACACUGCAUGCCACACUUUGAUUGGUGGAAGUAUUGUUGGCGAUCCAAUGCAAACUGCCAAUAAAGCCAAAAUAAAUUCCACUCCAAAAUGUCCAGUUAUACGGGAGAAAUAAAAAAUUCUCGAUCACUGUUGGAAAGCAAGGAACAGACUAGUAAGGAUGAAUUGAAGGUCAAAGAAGCAUGGAAACUGAGUCUGUCUUCCAUCCAUCCCGAUACUGGCAGUGUGCUUCCACUUGUUUUUAGGCCUCCAGCAUUCCUGCCUUUAGCUGCUCCAUUGGUCAUAGCAACUCUCUUGCCUCACAAAGGAGUAAAACCAGCCCUGUUUUGGCAGAUUUUGUUUCAGAGCUACAGUGCCGGAUUUAACUAUGUGAACAGAAAUGCCACAUCGUGUAAAAAUGAAAGGAUUCCUCUAAAGCAGGUUCUUCUGCUUGUCGGCUCAGUCUCCUAUGCCACAUGCGCAGGGGUUCUCCCUGAGCUUGCAAUGAACCGGUAUGGAUUGAACAGUCCAGCGAUGCAGUUGCUCUUUAGAAGAAUAGUGCCUGUGCCUCUCUUUGCAUCUCUCAGUGCCCUCAGCGUGCUGGUUGUGAGAGGUGAGGAGUUUGAGAAUGGGAUUGAGGUGAUGGAUUCCACUGGGAAUGUGGUGGGAGUCUCUCAGACAGCAGGGAUGAAGGCCGUGAAAGAAACCGCAAUGUCCAGGGCAGCCCUGAUAGGCUGUACAGCUGCAGUACCGAACGUGCUUGUGAGCUUCCUGCAGAGGACAAGUUUCAUCAAGAGGAGUCCGUUGGUUCUGGCUCCAUUCAGACACAUUACCACUGCCCUGGUGCUGGGCUUAAUGAUACCCAUCUCAUUCAGCCUGUUUCCACAAUCCGGAAAGGUGAUGAAGGAAGAUCUUGAGGCACAUAUCCAGGCAGCCACUACAGAGCCAGAACUGUACUACCACAGGGGCUUGUGAAGGCCUCAGACAGUACCUUCCCGCAACCUGGGCUUUCUGUCUGUUACAUAUUGCAGUGUAAUAACAUGUGUAUGUAAUGUGAAUAGGCAAGAAUAUAUUGUUUACUUACAUUACAGUCUUCAGAUGUCAUGGAAUUGAGGCUAGAAGUCUUUUUUAUUUAGUAAAUAUGUGAAAUACUGUUUAAAGUGAUGUAAAACACAAAAUGACCUACAAAAAGUAAUUUAAAUCAAUGUUCGAUUCAUUGUAUGAAAUGUAUUAUUGUGGUAAUGUGGCUUCUUGUUUUCCGGAUUAUAAAAGAUAUUGACUUCAAA